Messenger RNA from Tarenaya hassleriana, 1230 nucleotides. Its product is annotated as transcription initiation factor IIE subunit beta-like. The record is from RefSeq and is a predicted model, not a curated record. Gene Ontology annotation, cellular component: transcription factor TFIIE complex. Gene Ontology annotation, biological process: transcription initiation at RNA polymerase II promoter. Bases 176 to 1018 code for a protein of 280 amino acids. The transcript is spliced from 5 exons. Lineage: Eukaryota; Viridiplantae; Streptophyta; Magnoliopsida; Brassicales; Cleomaceae.
UGAGAUUGGUACUUGUUCUGUUCUCUCAAAGAAUAUCGCCGCCACAUUUCUUGAAGCCGACGAAUUCAAUCUGUUGGUCGCUGCCUCUCUGUCUGUCUCCGUGGAACUCUCACCCAAACCGCCGCGGGAAAGCUCAUCGGAGAGAACGAUUCCAAUCUUCUCUUCGCCAUCUGCAAUGGAUCUAAAGGAAAAGCUCGAUAAGUUCCAGAAACAGCAACAAAGAUGCCAAUCUACAUUGUCGAGCAUAGCCGCGAGAGCAUCAUCUGCGAGGCCCUCUGUGUCAACAGCGGUCAACGGGAAGCCCGCAACUCCGAUCAAGUUUUCGGACCAAACCGAACUGUACAAGCAAAUCAACAGCAUCAGAAAAGCUCCUGUUGGGGCUCAGAUGAAGCGUGUCAUCGAGUUUUUGCUUGAGACAAGGCAAGCCCUUACGCCCGAGGAAAUAAAGGAAGCAUGUUAUGUCGAUAUGAUCUCAAACAAGAUUGUUUUCGAUAAUAUGAAGAAUAACCCGAAAGUACAUUAUGAUGGAAGGCGAUUCUCUUACAAGGCCAAGCAUGAUGUGAAAGACAAGAUUCAGCUUCUGUCAUUGAUACGGAAAUAUCCUGAGGGAAUCGCAGUGGUCGAACUUAAAGAUACUUACCGGAAUGUAAUGGGGGACUUGCAGGCUCUGAAAGCUUCGGGACACAUCUGGCUCCUCUCGAAUGCGGAUUCACGAGAAGAUAUAGCAUACCCGAAUGAUUUCAAGGGCCAGAUCCGGGUGGACGACGAUCUUAAGCACUUGUUCCGUAUCAUAGAACUGCCUACCGACAUGCUCGACGUGGAGAAAGAGCUGCAGAAGAGCGGGAUGAAACCCGUUAUGAACACUGCCCGGAGGAGGGCGGCUGCCCAGAUUCGGGGAAUUUCUUCUAGACCGAAGCAGAGGAAGAAGAGGCAAGGGAUAAGCAAGAGAACUAAACUCACCAAUGUCCAUCUCCCCGAGCUCUUUCAGAGCCUCAAUGGCGGCCGUUCCCGCCAUUGAUGUCUUUUUUCUGGAUAUUCUUUUUUGACAGUAGGAAUUAGGAAACACACGAAAAAAAAGGCUCUUUUUGGAUUCGAGUUUCUGUGUUGAUAACGAUGCACCAGAGAUGCUGGAUUGUGUUCAAAUUGUCAUAAUUAGCUAAUCAUAGGAUGAUUAAUAUUCCUAUAUUGAAUAGUAUAUGUAAAUAAUAUAUAGUUCACUUUGAUAUCUUA